AUGCACCAGAUAUACACGACGCUUUGCAGCUCACAAUGUCAUCUUUCAAGGUGCCCUGAUGGUUGGGGCCACUGCACUUUUUCUUGGAGCAGACAAAGGCGGUGGCAGUCUGGUGAAGAAAGUCUUUAUGAGGUGGAUCUUGAUUUUGACGGUUCUGAAGAGGAUGCAGCAUCAGGUGGAGAUGCUUGCUAUCAUUCGUUCUUAAAGUUUGUCUUCGACGGCAAUAAGCAUAGCCAGCUAAAGGGCAUUGUCAAGGGUGGAGGAAGCAAUAGCGGUGGGGGUUUCACAAACGGGAAAAUGAAGGAAGAGCUUGUGAGAAAGGGCUUGGCUAAUGAGAAUGAAUACAUUCACUGCCCAUGCACCUUGCACAAUGACCAGACCAAUCUUCGAAAUGCUACUGAAAGCAUCUUUGGUGAAGGUGGAAUUGAGAAAAGGAAUGUUAUGCAACUAUUGCAUGCGCUAUCGGACUUCCAAAACGAUUUUUCUGACAAAGACCUAUACUUAGAUCUGCUAGAAGCUGCACAUCGUGAUAAAUUUCCCGACAAAGCAACAGUGCCAAAGGAUUUGCUUCGAUUGAUGCAGGAGCCAAUUGCAACAAGGUGGAAGACAAUUGGAAUGGCUGCCAGGUACAUUCACAAGCAUUUUGCUGUCCUUGUCCACUUUGUCAGGGCCGUUUGCGACGUCAAGAGAACCCACUCGUACAGGAAUAAAUGCGGAAGCAACUUCCUUGCCUUGGCAAACGAGCCCGUGAUCAAAUGCGAUUUGGCACUCUUGGCUGGUUUUGAUAAGAUCUACUUCAACCAUCACAUGGAAUUCAAUCAUACCACCGACAAGAUCAUUGGACGAAGCGGUUUCCUAGCUCCACAUCACCCUGUACAAUACUUCUUGAAGGUGAGCGAGUUGCAGGAGUUGGAAGAGGAGGUUGAAAAAGGAGCACUGUAUAUAAAUCAAACCCCCAAAAGUGCAAAGCUUCCUUCCUUCUGGCAAGCAAUGAGGGAUUGUGAAGGCUUGGUGGAAAUCGAAGCUCAGAUUGAUUGUGCCAGAAAGUUUCUUGAGGUGUAUAAAGGCUCCCUUCACAAGCACAACAAGCACUUUUGUAACAAGCUCUUGUUUCUUGGAUGCUUCGGUGAACAACCAACAGCGACAAUUGUUGCAAAUUAUCUGAUAAUAUCAAGCUUAGGAAAUGAUCCCUCUGUUGAAGAUUUAAUGGAAGGACAAAAAAGGCGUUCAAGUCUACCAUGCACAACGAUAAAACAAUUGAUAUUGAGGUGUUUGCAGAUUUCUUGA
This is a messenger RNA of Cylindrotheca closterium, 1287 nucleotides long. The record is from the annotation of a GenBank genome assembly. NCBI's taxonomy places the organism in Eukaryota, Bacillariophyta, Bacillariophyceae, Bacillariales, Bacillariaceae.